Linum trigynum is the source of this 2345-nucleotide messenger RNA. NCBI's taxonomy places the organism in Eukaryota, Viridiplantae, Streptophyta, Magnoliopsida, Malpighiales, Linaceae. The record is from the annotation of a GenBank genome assembly.
CAUAACUAUCGAUUUAGUGACAAUAAUUGUCAGUUUUUUAGAAAUACACAAAAUGUCCAAAUUUUGGAAACAUGUUUGACGAAUUUAUCCACUUUCUUUAAGAACUUUAACGCCAUUAGAGAUUCCAACAGUUACAUUAAUAUGACACUAAUGUGGAUUCCACCUUGAUGCUCAGUGACAACUCGACAUGCGAUGCCACAUGGACGCCACAUCAUAAUUUUAUUUCAAAGUACACAUGUAUAGAUGGAGUUUUUACUUUGUGACAAUAAUAGUUCAUUUCUCAUAAAUAUACAAAAUGUCCAACUUCUUCCAAAACUUAACAGAACCAUUUUAAUUGCUUACUGACUAACAUUUUUGCCGACUUAGCGAUAAUAAAAAAAUAUUUUUGGGUUGAAUUAACUAAAAAAGAUAAAUAAUAUAAAAUUGAAGGGUCAUCCACCUCCAGUUCUCCCCAGCCCCUUCCUAUUCCUUUAAUCUCCCAUCUCAACCCCUUUUCACCUCAGCCCAUCAUAUUUGACUGGCUCAUUAGGGACUGAAAAAUGAAGAUAGUGGGGCUAGAAGAAAAAUAGGAAGUAUAAAAAAAGGAAUUUAUAAAACUAUCUUUAAUUAAAAUAUGAUGUGGGGUCCAUGUGACAUGACAUGUGGAGUUGUUAACGUGUGCGUCAAGGUGGCAUCCUCGUCAGCGUCUUGUAAAUGUAACUAACGAAAUCUCUAAUUUUGUUAAAGUUUUUAAUAGAGGAUAAAUUUGUUUAACAUUUCUUCAAAAUCUGGACAUUCUGUCUAUUUCUCAGAAGUUGGCUAUUAUUAUCACAAAGUCGAUAGUUAUGAAUAUGGAAUUGAGUUUAGUUAAUCCCACAUGACAAUAUAUUUAAUUAAGUGUCGCCAAGUCAGCAAUAAUGUUAGUGCAGUUAGCAUCUAAAUUGAAUUUGUUUAAGUUUUAAAUAAAAUUUGACAUUUUGUGUAUUUCUAGAAAAUUUGGUAAUUAUUGUCACAAAGUCGAUAGUUAGAGCUAUACAUGUGUAUUAUACCUAAUUUAUCUUCCCAUCUUUCUCAAACAUAAAUUAUUGGACUUUGUUAAGGUGACUUGGAAAAAAAAGCCAACCUUUUCCUCUAAGUUGUCGACAACUGUCCGUGAAAUCGAUCUACCACUUCCAUCAAGAGGUUGACCUAUUCUUUCAAGCGGUCCACCGCUUCCAAUGACCGGUCUACCUGAUGAACCAUUGUAAUGACAUCCUAUUGUCCAUUGCGUUCCUAAUGUAAGUAAAAGUUAUUGUGGUAUCUGGUCAACCGUUCACAGGAAGCAGUAGACUGUUCUCUGAAAAAAGUAUACAGUUUGCCGUAAUUGGUAGAUCGUUUGACGAAAGCGGUAUAGUGAUUCGAACAAGCGGGUGUAAAUUAAAAGUAAGUGUGUGUUAUCAAGUUAACCGCUUGAGUGAUAAACCAUUUGCUUGAAGCGAUAGACCGCUUGAUGAAAACAGUAGACCAUUUACUUAAAAAGUGAUCGACCACUUUACAAAAAAUAUAGCCUUUUCAUUGGAAAGUGAUCAAUACCACUUUACAUAAGAGAGAUACCGUUUUCAUCAAAUCAAAGUAUCACCAAUUCACCAUAUACAUACCCUAAAUUAUUAGCAUUCUGAAACAAAUUAUAGCACUGCACUGAGUUGUUAUUUCAAAUAUUUUACGUUUUGAAUUUUAUUUUUGUUUCCACGGUAAAUAUAUGUUUUGAAUUUAGGGUUGGUUUCUUUCUUUCUUUCUGUGUGCGGCUGUAUGGUCUGUUUGCUUCCCCUGCUGCCAAAAGAUGCUUCGUUUCUCGUGUCCUUUCCUUUUCUUUGCUAUUGGGUUUUUCUUUUUGGUUGCAUUUCCUUUUAGCAGAAGCAGUGCAGCGGCAGAGGGUGGCCGUCAGUUUUGUGGUGCAACAGAGAGAGGCAGCAGCAGCAGCAGCAGCAGCAAGAAGAGAGAGAGACAGUCCCAGUCGCAGUCCCCCACCUCCUCCACCCCAUCCCUCCUCUAUCGGUAUUCAUUACCGCUUGCUACUUGCUAGCAGUAGCAAUUACUUUGGGUUAAAUGCUCCCAUGGUGGUUACUUAACCAAGAUUCAGGACCUCACUUUCUCUCCUUGCGCAACGGAUUCAAUCCGCUACGGGAAUAGUUUAGCGUGGUUACUCAAUUUUGCGUAAUCAAGGUGGAUAGUGCAAUUUUGUGUUCCACGUUUAUUGGCUAUGCUGCACACGGUGAUUAUUUUGUAAACAAUUGUCACUACAAAAAUUUGACGAUCUUGUGUCGAGGAUUUCACAAUUCGGGGAUUUUUCCACUAAUACCAUCAUUUAAAAAAGUUUACAAAAAUAC